Molecule: messenger RNA, 558 nt
Organism: Metarhizium brunneum ARSEF 3297
Lineage: Eukaryota; Fungi; Ascomycota; Sordariomycetes; Hypocreales; Clavicipitaceae
Source: RefSeq, a predicted model, not a curated record
AUGCAGGACAAACUCAGGGGUCUGCACGACAGCAUGUACUUCUACGACUGCAUUGGCACAUAUGUCAAACUUGCCGGCACAAGAGCCACCCCCGAGGACGUCGUGAACCACAUCCAGAUCACAGCUUUUCGCCAUUUGUUCAUGGAAUCAGAGGCGGAACAAUGGCUACAAGUGAUUUACCUGAUUCCCAGCCGGGAGCUUGUCUCUGCCUUCUUCGCAAACGAACAAGACGCGCAGAAGGCCUGGAAGGAGCUAUACGAGGCUCAAGUCAUUGACGAGAAAACCUUCCAGGGAGAGAACUAUCACAUGGAAAGUACCCAGGGCGAGAGGUUGCGCGUCAGUCUAGUCAAGGCCCAGCAGGUUGAGCGGUACACUCCCCCUGAGCCGACAAAGGGAAUGACAUUGGACGAGUACGUCGACGAGUUUAUCCGGGAAUGCAGAGAGAAGACGGUGCCCCCGCCCAUUCUCCAAGCAAGAGACCCAUCUCGAAUCGAAUUCGAAGCGAAUCCCAACAUCACAUGGGGCAAUACCAGGAGAGGAAGAGACCUUAGGCGCUGA